Messenger RNA from Alternaria ventricosa, 1665 nucleotides. RefSeq lists its product as uncharacterized. The coding region runs from base 1 to 1665 and encodes 554 amino acids. The record is from RefSeq and is a predicted model, not a curated record. Gene Ontology annotation, molecular function: protein serine/threonine kinase activity. Lineage: Eukaryota; Fungi; Ascomycota; Dothideomycetes; Pleosporales; Pleosporaceae. The transcript is spliced from 4 exons. Gene Ontology annotation, biological process: peptidyl-serine phosphorylation; peptidyl-threonine phosphorylation.
AUGGGAAAGCGACGAGACGCUGGUGAUCAGCAGCAAUUGCAUGAAGAACGCAAUCUUCGGCCCCCAGAAGUCUCGUUCGACGAAGACCUAGCGCAGUCAUUGGCCUCUUUGCCACCCCUAGGCGACAGGUAUGAGCUACAACAGGAGAUCAUGGAUGCGCGUCUGAGUACACGAGACAACGAGGGCCAGGUCGAGACAUUCGUUUCCAAGGCCAAAUUGCGUCAUGUGAUAACGGUCGACUCUGUGACGCGAGAACUGACUAGGACUGCGACACAGUCCACAGUGCAGCUUUCAUCCGAAAAAAUCCAGUCCUACGCAAGGAUAGUUUGCACAGAAGCGGAGGAUGAAAGGCAAAAGGGAACGACCAAAAUCACGACGUUCCGCAAAAUAUUUGCACUCUUAGUGCUAAUCGAAGCUGUUUCUUCGAUCGUGGACUUCGUGAGAGAGGGAGUCACGGAUCAAGAUUUACCCCUCGUGAAGCAUGACGGAGCCGGCGAAUUGUAUCGCAAAGGUGGUCAAAUCUGUGUUCCUCGUGGUUGCUUCAAGGAAUGGUCACCCUUGAAGCUUGAGAACUUUCAACGCUAUCAGUGGUGGCUACUUGCCACAUACUUCUCGCCACCCGAUGACGACGGAGUAGUAAAGAACUACAAACUCCAAGACCAGCACAUCCUUCCUUUCCUCACCCCAGGAAAUGCUUUGAGUCAGUCUAUUGACAAGACUGGUGGCUACGGAAAGGUAAUCAUGGUGAAGAUACCCUCCGAUCACCAUAAUUUCAGUGAUACGCGGCUCUGCGAGCGCGGUUUCGCCGUCAAACAACAAGUUCACGACGAGAAUCGCGACGCUUAUAAAAGAGAGAUUGAGAUACUGAUGAAAUUCAGUGGCGGGCGAAGUCAUCCACACAUAGUCUCCCUGCUUGCAACGUAUGAGCAGUUCAACAGAUUUAAUCUGAUCUUCUACCGCGCGGAAGGCGAUUUAUUCGACUAUUGGAAGAAGCUCAAACCAUACCCGGUCCUCCAUCACAGCAAUGUCAACUGGUUUGCCAAGCAGUGUAGCGGGCUUGUCGAGGGCCUGUCGAAACUUCACAAACUACUAUCGUUCACCAAACCUCAGUUUAAAAUCGAGGAGGAGCAAGUAGAAUACUCAUAUGGGGGCCGUGAGCUCGUGAAAAGAUUCAAGCGGUCAAGGUCAAUGACCGACUACUUUCUUCGAUUUACGACUAUUGAUACAUUCUAUGAAGUGGAGAAGGACCCUGAACUUCCUGGAAUACGGGCCAAGGUCAAUCCGAGAGUCACUGCCUUCAUCGAUGAGCUACAUCGACACCCAAACUGUACUCUUUACUUGCACGAGGUACUGAACUUGAUUCAGUUUGACAUGCUGGUAGUCGACUCGAUGGAGCGCAAGUCUUGCAUGGAUGUGUGGCAUUCGCUAGACGCCCUAUACGACAGAUGUCGUCGCAAUGCGGAUUAUGCGACGAUGAGCAACCCUUGGUGCAACAUGAGGCGUACUGCUUCAUUCGUUGAGCAAUACGUCACGUCAGCAUCGGCGGAGGCCAUGCAAGACGAUCCACCAAGUCCAAAUUCAGAAGCUCCAGCAGUACAACCGAUCGCAUCGAGAAGAAGACGCUUGAGCCGUAUACCCAAACUCAAGUCUCCUUUACUCGCAUAA